AUGUACCGACUUGGACUUAUGGACAGCACACCUUCCGGCGAUAUCGGAAAGAUAUUUACCCUGACUAUCUGCUGUUCUUUCUUCGGAAUCUUCUUUGUCACACCGCUGCGGAAGUUCUUCAUCAUCCGGACUGCCCGGGAGCUGAAACUCAUGUUUCCCACUCCAACCGCGGCUGCCUUGACGAUCAGGUCCAUGCAUGCGGGCAUAAAAGGAGCCCAGGAAGCUGCUAGCAAGCUAAAGGCACUUGGACUGGCCUUCUUCGCCUGCAUUGGCCACCGCGUCGCAUCAUACUACGCCAUUGGAAUCCUCUACGACUGGCACGUUUUCACCUGGAUCCAUAUCUGGAGCGGUCAUACGUCUUGGGCGAUGAACAUCGAGAGCUGGGGAUGGCAUUUUGAAUGGACGACGGCCUUUAUUGGCUCGGGAAUGUUGAUCGGAAUGAACUCUGCUUGUUCAAUGAUGGCAGGUAGUGUUUUGGCCUGGGGGCUUAUCGGCCCCGUUCUCGUUCACUAUGGCGAAUGUAUCGGGCUCGAUGCUUCCGAUGGAGACCCAAAGUGGAACGGUUACUACAGUUUCACGUCUCUGAAAAACGUUGGGAGCGGCCCUCCGUCUCCGCGAUACUGGCUGUUGUGGCCCGGCGUCAUGGUCAUGGUGUGUUCAUCAAUGGCCGAGUUACUAGUCCAUUGGAAGAUCAUCUACUACGGCUUCAAGGCUGGCUGGAAAUCCAUCUGCUUGUCGGUCCACCAGACUGCCAUGAAACGGAACAAGCGGAUCGAGUUCUUCGCCAAGUACGCCGAGGCAGAAGAGAAGAUGGACGCAAACCAUGUCGAGGAUCCUGCCACGCCUGAUCAACAAGUCAACACAUGGAUCUGGGUUACUGGUCUUUUUGCUUCUAUCAUUUUGGCCUGCAUUGUUAUGGGAGUUCAAUGGCAUGUCAACGUUGGCGUUACGAUGCUGGCUCUGGUCCUCGCCUUUUUAUUCUCUUUCCUGGCCAUUCAGAUUGGAGCUGUUACCGACCAGACACCGCUUACAGCUGCGGCAAAGGCUGCUCAGCUAGUUAUUGGCGGUACCACAACCGGGGCAGGAUACACGGUUCAAUAUGCUCAGCGCAUUAACCUCAUCUCUGCUGGCUUAGCGGCCGGCGCAGCCGACGUUGCUACAGCCCUUACCUCCGAUUUCCGCACCGGCUUCCUUCUCGGUACGCCACCCAAGAAACAGUUCAUUGCUCAAGCUAUAGGCACUUUUGUGUCGGUUUGGCUCGCACCCGGAUUGUUUGUCUUGUUCACCUCGGGCUACCCCUUUGCCGAAGUCGUUACCAGCCCCGAUGUCCCCAUUCCGCUCUCCUCUGGCAUCUUUUCUAUCAUUCUCAGUGUCUUUUCUAUCCUGCAGGUUAUCUUCCGCUACUAUUAUCUCACCGGUUCCCGCGAGAAGUACCAACAAUGGCUUCCCAACUGGGGUGCCAUUGCCCUGUCAUUCGUCAUUCCAGGUCAAUGA
Colletotrichum graminicola M1.001 is the source of this 1494-nucleotide messenger RNA. RefSeq names its product oligopeptide transporter. Bases 1 to 1494 code for a protein of 497 amino acids. Gene Ontology annotation, molecular function: oligopeptide transmembrane transporter activity. The transcript is spliced from 2 exons. The record is from RefSeq and is a predicted model, not a curated record. Gene Ontology annotation, cellular component: fungal-type vacuole membrane. NCBI's taxonomy places the organism in Eukaryota, Fungi, Ascomycota, Sordariomycetes, Glomerellales, Glomerellaceae.